This is a messenger RNA of Diorhabda carinulata, 653 nucleotides long. RefSeq lists its product as uncharacterized. The transcript has 4 exons. Gene Ontology annotation, molecular function: DNA binding. Gene Ontology annotation, cellular component: nucleosome. The record is from RefSeq and is a predicted model, not a curated record. Gene Ontology annotation, biological process: nucleosome assembly. Bases 147 to 587 code for a protein of 146 amino acids. NCBI's taxonomy places the organism in Eukaryota, Metazoa, Arthropoda, Insecta, Coleoptera, Chrysomelidae.
UAUUCUUUUGACAUUUCAAAUGAUUAAUUUGUGACAAUUAAUAAAAAAUUUGGUGUACGCUACGGUACGAGUUUAUUUACCCAGAAAAAUUCCAUUAAACGGCAAAGUUUUUCAAAAUUAGAUCUAAAGGAGUCACUAUUUCCACGAUGUCCACUCUUCUAUCGAAAUUUGUAGAUACUAUCGUCAGUUUCAAGGACCGUAAAGGUUCACCUCUCGAAGAAAUACUCAACAAUAUUAAUUCUCAAAGGAAAAAAAAGCUGAAAAACAACUCUCUACAUGUUAAAAAGGCGCUGGAAAUCGGCGUAAAAACUGGUCUUCUCAAAAAGUCAAACGGGAAAUUCAAAUUAGGUAUUGAGACGAAGUAUUACGACUUACUUAAAAACUUCAGGUAUGUAGCUAAAAGAUGGUCCACUUUCACAGAAAACCGACGGAACGGUAAAAAUCAGCAGGGAAAACAACACAGGCGUGGAAAAAAUAUAAAGACGAGCGCAGUGGUGUCGGAUCGUAGUAGACGUCCAAGACGCAAAGGAAGGAAGCGAAGGGAGCGACGACCACGACGAUCAUCGAAAUAUGGACGAAGAAAAUAAUUUUUGUAAUCAUUUAUUAUUCAAACAUUGUAUUUUCUCCACUUAAUUACAUUGUCUCCAUUUAAA